Messenger RNA from Pezoporus occidentalis (night parrot), 6239 nucleotides. RefSeq names its product prostaglandin F2 receptor inhibitor (gene PTGFRN). The coding region runs from base 210 to 2867 and encodes 885 amino acids. NCBI's taxonomy places the organism in Eukaryota, Metazoa, Chordata, Aves, Psittaciformes, Psittacidae. The record is from RefSeq and is a predicted model, not a curated record. The transcript has 9 exons. Gene Ontology annotation, cellular component: membrane.
CCCCCCCGCCUCCCCCAGUACCUGCAGGAGGGGGCGGGCGCUGGAGAAAGUUUGUCUCUGUGGUUGGCUGCGCCGCGCGGCACGGCCGGUCGGGGCGGGCGGGCGGCUCCGUGUGCUCGCAGGGCAGCGGGAGGCGAGCUGUUGGCCGAGGAGCAAGCUGCCGGCGGUCUUGCUCGCGCAGGAAGAGGCAUCCGCGUAACCCUGCCAGCAUGGGGCACCGCGGGCUCAAGGCGUCCUGCCUGCCUCUCUUCGUUCUCCUGCUGCUGCUCGCCGUCUGCAGAGGGCGUGUUGUGAGGGUUCCCAAAGGUCCUCUUAUUCGAGUCGUGGGAACGGAGGUGGAGAUCCCUUGCAGUGUUAGUGACUACGAUGGACCCAGUGAACAGAACUUUGACUGGGAAUUCUCCCAGGAGACUGACUUCCUAAGGAUAGUGAGUACCUGGGAUUCUACAUUCACCUCUGAGGAGUACCAAAACCGCGUAGGCUACGGGGAUAUCAAACUGAGACGGAUCAGCAAUGAUGCUGUGGAACUUGUGAUUAGAAACAUCCAGCCAACUGAUCAAGGGAGAUAUAAAUGCUCCACACCCAGCACUGAUGCCACCGUUCAGGGAAAUUAUGAUGCGGAGGUCCAAGUGAAAGUGAUUUCCGAUGGCUUAUCCGUGAGUGGUUCAAAAGCACGUUCCUCAGUGUCUCUCAGGCUGUCUGAGGGUGACUCCUUCAAGCUGCACUGCUCAGCAAUUACCACCUCACAAGAGCACACUCAUCUGCAUAUGACUUGGCAGAGCAAAAAUGGAUCAACUUGGUGCGAUAUCCUGUCUUUGACUCAUGAGGGCAAAUUCCAGCCAGGCCCUGGCUACGAAGAGCGCUACCAUAAUGGAGAUAUUCGCUUGGACACGGGGGCAAAUGACGCAUACUGGUUAUCUGUGUCCCAGGCCUUGUCAGUGGAUGAGGGUGUCUACAGAUGCCUUGUGAGUGAGUGGGUAAGAGGGGCAGAUAGCUCAUGGCAGAAGAUUCAGGAGAAGAGCGUGGAGAUAGCAAGUGUGGCAAUCCAGCCCACUGCUCUAGAUGUGGUCAUCUCAACAAGCAAUGUGUCUGUGACUGAAAGAGAUUCCCUGGAUCUUACAUGCAACAUCACAACAGACCGGAGUGGUAUUUUCCAAGCAGAGGUGAUGUGGUAUUUUUCUGCAUCACCUGAUGCUACCUUGUCAGAUGCUCAGGUUUUGCUGAGCGUGAACCAUGAUUCUGUUGUCAGCGAUUCAACUCUCAUCAGCCUGAGCCAUGUUGAUAGGAACUCCUAUCGCCUGUUGGUACGCGAUGUGGAUGUGGGAAACUCUGGCUACUACUUCUGCCAAGCGGCUGUCUGGGUGCCACUGCAUAACGGGAGUUGGCAUAAGGUGGUGGAGAGAACAUCUGCACCUGUCAGUGUGAUGGUGACAGCAUUAGAGCCAGACUAUGAGGUGUUUCUGAAUGCCUCUAAAAUACCCAAGUUUUCAGAUGACCCCACAGAGCUCAACUGCAGGAUCACAAAUGCACAGGACACUGAAGCAAACAUCCGCUUCACGGUUUCCUGGUACUACAGACAACGCCUGCGCAGUGAUGAUGUGGUGACAGCGGAACUCCUGGCCACCAUGGACACAGACUGGACUCUGCAGCUUGGGGACAGGAGCAGACAGCAAACUCAGAAUGGGGAAAUUAUAUUCUCUAAAAAGGCUGUUGACACCUUCAGUUUCCGAAUCCAGUGGACUUCAGAAAGCGACAGAGGGGAUUAUUUCUGUGUCAUCUCUGCGUGGAGCAGGCACCGAAACAACAGCUGGGUAAAGAGUAAAGAUGUGACUUCUGCAUCUGUCAGUAUUUUCUGGGCAACACAAGAUUACACACUCACAGUGGAGGCGGUGAAAUUGAAGCCAUUCUUUGUAGCAGGCCACACCUUUGAGAUGACAUGCAAAGUGUCUUCAAAAAACAUCAAGACACCGCGCUAUUCCGUCCUCAUUACAGCUGAGAAGCCACUAGCAGAUCAGUCGAAUCCCAAUGGAACUACUCGCAUCAUCUCUUUGAACCAGGAUUCAGUAGUGCGGCUGGAAGACUGGACAGACCAGACUCGUGUGGAUGGUGUGGUGCUGGAGAAGGUCCAGGAGAAUGAGUUCCGCUACAGGAUGUAUCAGACCCAGAUUUCUGAUGCUGGGCUCUAUCGCUGUGUGGUGACUGCCUGGUCUCCGGGUGGUGGUGGCAUGUGGCGUGAAGCAGUGAAUGGCUUAUCCAACCCUAUCCAGAUAGACUUCCAGAUGUCAGGUCCCGUGUUUAAUGUCUCGGUGCAUUCUGACAACCCGACAGUUUACCAGGGUGAAGUGGCAGAUUUGUGGUGUAUUGUCACAACAGAAGGAAUGGCACUUGAACAAGAUGAUACGUCCUUUGAUGUUUCCUGGUUUGCCGUGCACUCCUUUGCAUUGGACAGAGAGCCCGUCUUGCUGGCCUCACUGGACCGAAGAGGGAUUGUGACACAGAGCAGGAGAAAUGGGAGCAGUGAUCUCAGCCUGGAGAGAAUCAGCCCAUUAGAAUUCCGUCUCCGUGUGCAUGGCUGUGAGGAUCAUGACUUUGGGAACCACUACUGCAUAGUGACUCCGUGGGUGCGAUCUGCCACUGGUGUAUGGCAGCGGGAACCUGACAUCAAAGCCAAACCCAUUUUUCUAUCUGUGAAAAUGGAUGUUUUGAAUGCUUUCAAGUAUCCCCUGUUGAUUGGCAUUGGUCUGGCCACUGUCAUUGGACUCUUAUCCUGCCUCAUUGGCUACUGCAGCUCCCGUUGGUGCUGCAAGAAGGAAGUACAGGAAACAAGACGAGAGCGUCGCCGGCUAAUGUCAAUGGAGAUGGACUAAACAUGGAGCCAGACACACUUGUAUUUUGGGAGAGACUCAAAGGGCUCUUGGACUGUGCUGAGACACUUGCCCACAGGCCCAGAGAAGACAGUGCAUUUCCUCUCUGAUUGCAGCUUGGACCUCAAGCUUCUCCUUGUUACAUGUCAUGCCCUGAGAGCAUUCAGGCCAUAUGUAGCAACUUGGAAUUCUCCUUUUCCAGCAGCACUUUCUGCACAGGAAUCAUGUCCUUCUAAUGUGCAAACUGUUGAGUCUUCUUUCACCGGGGCCCUGUGACAAAAUUCACUAAGGUUUUUCUGUUUGUUUGAUUGGUGGGUUUUUUCCCCUCCUCUUGGUUUUGAAUAGAUGUAUGAAAGUGUGAUGGUGAGGGUGACAAGUGGGAAAAGAGCUGGUAAAAUGUCAAAUUUUCAUUGUAUUAACCAAUCUACUUUUCCCUUCCACCCCCAUCACACCAUCCUGUUCCCUUCCUCUGUCCACCUUGGUAUCUCACAGACUUCUCUGUGCUGGGUUGAAGGCUGGAGAAGGUUCCUCUGCUAGUUUCUCAUGAAGCUGUUCCAGCAACAAAUUGGUUUUCUGGUUGUCUGCAUGCCUUCUCUACCCUGGCUUUAAAGGGUUUGCAACAUAACAUGCCUAGAGAUCUCUGGGACACUUCUUUUUAAACUUAUUUUUUUCUUUUAUUUUCAGUGCUUAAAGCUCUUGGCAGUGAAUAGAGGCUAACUUGGCAACCCUGAAAAGUCAGUCCUGAGACAAGGAUUUGUUGGCUGUCUCCUUAUGGCCACCUUCUCUCACCUUUUCACCUUUUUCUUUCCCAUUACAGCUGCUCAUUUUGUGCCUGAGACCCUGUUCUGCUUGUGUAGAGGGGCAUGUGGUGUCUAGAAACAAGGCCCAGCCUUCUGCUGGCCUUGGUGGAGAGCUUGGAAGACCUUGCCCCUAGUGAUGGUGUGACUUAUGGGGGAGGAGGAAAGAGGUGGAUCUUUGUCUGCAGUUGGUCCACUGAUAGUGAUUAGAUAAGACCUGUAAUCUAUGUGUUACCAGAUGCACAGACCAGACUCCAGUGCUGCUUCUUCCAGUCACUCAGUGGUAACACUUGAACCUGUGGGCAGAAUCUGAGACCUGCAGUAGCUGAAGUGCAGCUCAGGGUUGGAAUAGGAGAAAGCCCAGGAGGGCAGCAAGAAUCCCUCAGCUUCCAAUGGUCCUCAUUUUCUGCACAGGCCUGCAGCAGGGCUUUCAGCAUGGGUUUGAGACAUAUUCCUAGGUGCUAUAGUAUAGAAGUCCUUUGUUCUUCCAUGCAUACUGGCUUGGCUUCUGAGUCGGAGCAGCUCCUUUUCAGGGCAGUUCUGUCUUCCCAGCACAGCUGGUGUUACAAGCAAUAGAAGUCAGAAUAAAGAUAUUUUAUGUAAAGAGGCAAGGAAGUAGGACUGCACCGCAGUCUGAUGUCCCAGCCAGGGCUUGGCUUGCAUCAAGAAGGGUCAGAAAUGUAGAGCUGAGGCCAGAGCUCAAUCAUUCCAAGAUUAUUUUGUUUUUAUUUAAGAUAAAAGAUGCUGAAGGAGAGCAUCCAUGGAAAAUAGUGUCUGUGGUGUGCUAUUGCCAGUCUAGACUUUACUUAUGUAUUAGACAAUCUGGUUCACUAAUAGCUUUUCUCACUGUAUAUUCCAGGGGAGCUGGAGAGUUAUUAUUUGUGCUACGAAGGCUUCAUUUUGCAAUAGUGUUUGUGGGACCUUGCACUCAACACAAUAGCUAUUACAGAACUGGAGGUUUUGGAGUAAACUUUGUGUGUAUUUUGGGUUGUUCUGGUUCCCCCCCCCCCCUUUCAUUGUGACCUUUGUUCUGACAUUGACAUGAGGCUUUUGUCUAGAAGGCUGUUCUGCUUCCUGUAUGUGAACAUGCAUGCUGUCGCGUAUGUACACAUAUGUAUGCAUAGAGGUGUCCAGUGAUUUUUGGAAGCUGAACAUGAGGCAUCUUCAAAAUAGAUUAGAUUUGCAGAGUUGGGGCUUGCAGCUUCUCAUUUGACUCUUUAAAGACACUUGAUGUAGUAUUCCAAAACUGGUACACCCAAAGUCUAUCAAUCUCUGAGAGACUUUUGCCUGAACAUUCAUAGCAACUUUUCUUUCUGACCUGAUGUUUUGCUUUCUGAAGGAGCUCUGAAAAGGCCUAUACUGGAGGCAGAUGUAGCUGCCUUUGCUGAGGAACAGAGCAGAACCAGUAUCUAGCUUUUGAUGUGAAGGCCCAGAAAUCUGUAGCAAUGCUUUCCAAAGGAAGGGAGUUGAGGAAAGGAUUCACUUGGAUAUUGCAUAGACAGAAAGGUUUUUUUUUUCUUCCUCUCCUGUUUGUCUCUUAUAGUGAAAUCUUGCUUUUUCCUUCUUGCAUUAAAAAUUGCUUUCUUCACAGGAGGCCUGUGGCAUUGGGGCAUCUUGGGAGGGACAUAGCAGUGGUGAAGUUUGAAGCACAGCCAUCUGUUGAUUUCUUACUCCUUGUUUAUGUGCUCUUGGUUAAGUUUUAGGGAGAGAGGAUCAUGACCGUAAUGCAAUAAUUAGGGAAUGAAUGAGCAGGGAACUGCCAGCUCUUCCCAAGCCCACAACGUAGCACACUUUCUCCCUGCUGGAAAAACUCAGGGUUAUUUUGGUCAGGGCUCCCUGCUCCUCUAGUGAAAGGUCCCAAUGUCCUUAGCUAAUGCUGACCUUCCUUCAUGGCCUGUAACAAACCAUCAUUGUCAUUCUAAGUGAAGCAAGUUUGCUGCUAGCUCAUACUGCUGCCAGCCUCUUGGAAGGCAGUGUUGCAUCCCCUUCUACCCUGUGUUUGCUGUAGUUGGAAGGCUAGAAGCUGAGGGGCUAGACUUACCCACACCAGGUUUCCUUCUACUUGUGCCAAUUUUCUAUUAUCCCCCUUUUUUUAAAAUAGAGUGGAAAUCUUACCUCUAAUGAAAACAAAAAUCUAGGUCACUUUUCAUGUUAUUAUUAUUUCCUGUGUGACCAGGGUUUGUGUGAGUGGAGGUGUGUGUGCAUCUGGUGAUGUAUUAAACCUGCAAAGUAUCAGAAGAGUAAGCUGCCUGAGAUGCAGUGCAAGCAUCCAUAUUUUCCUGCUGCAACCUGUGGCAUUGUCAAAGUAUCCUAAGGGCUCAUGUCUUCCUCUGUUCACAUUGCCACAUCUUCUGGUUAAGCUGGUAAAUUCCUCCAGGCACUUGGAAUUUUGAUCCAGGACAAGCUUGAACAUCAUCUAGCAGAAGGGCAAGAUAUUUUCUUUCUUUCAUUUUAAUUUCAAAGUUAUAAAAUAAAGUGUUCGGCACAAAUCUGGAAUGCAGGUACUGAAUAGUUCUGACAAUGCUGUGUAAAAUGUUUCUUUUUAUCUUUAAAAUAAAGAGCGAGCCUUUUUAAUUAC